Molecule: messenger RNA, 1518 nt
Organism: Onychostoma macrolepis
Lineage: Eukaryota; Metazoa; Chordata; Actinopteri; Cypriniformes; Cyprinidae
Gene: nusap1
Product: nucleolar and spindle associated protein 1
Exons: 12
Coding region: 124-1470 (448 amino acids)
Biological process (GO): establishment of mitotic spindle localization; mitotic chromosome condensation; mitotic cytokinesis
Cellular component (GO): nucleolus; microtubule; mitotic spindle
Molecular function (GO): microtubule binding
Source: RefSeq, a predicted model, not a curated record
AGAUGUUAUUUUUCAAACGGCAAUCCCACCUAAACAAACCGAGCUGUAGAUCACAGAGUCGUCAAUUUCAGUAUAACAGUUAUAUAAAUUAUCUGCAGAUUUUACAUUGAGUUUAUCCACAAUAUGGAUUUGGAUUCGCUUAAAUACGCGGAAUUGCAGCGCCUUGCUAAAGAGGUUGGACUGAAAGCAAAUAUGAAGGCUGAAAAGCUGUUGAAAGCUUUAAAAGAACACUUUUCACAACAGCAGACAUCUGAAAAUGAUAAUGAUGUGGACGUGCAGGGCGCGCACACUGCAACGUUUGUGACCGAGCGCCGGGGAAAAGGCCGCACUGCCAAGAGAAAGCUCAGUGGCUCCACAACUGUCACUGCUCAGAAUAUAGAAAAGCCUGCACAAGAGCAGGGCCGAAGGGGCUCCAAGAGGAGGAAGGUGUCCUCACCCAAGGACACGCAGAAACCAGUUCCACCUGAAACAUCUGCUAAAGAAGAUCCUGUGGAGAAAGUUGUAGAAUCAGAGGAAACCAAUCCAGACUCUGAAGGUGCUCCUGCAGAGCCAAGUGUUAAAGGUGUAGGGAGAAGAACAGUGGGUAAAAUCCCUCGUCUUGAGGGCCUGAUGAAGAGAAAACCUGCACUGCGGCCGACAACUCCUAACUUCAAGAAACUCCAUGAGGCUCACUUCAAAAAGAUGGAGUCCAUCGAUUCUUAUGUCCAAAGGAAGAACAAACAAAUGGAGGUGCUCAGGAAUUCUGUCAAGGAGCUGAAGACUCUGUCAGAGAAGACGCUGAUGAAGUCGGUUGAAACAAAGGCUCAAACUAAGGUGCCUGCUAGCAGAGUGUCUCUCUUCAGUCCUGGAGUGCAGGAGAAAAAAACAUUAGCAGAAAAACGCAGGCUCACUCAGCAGUCUGCCAGCAAGUCUGCUUUGAAGGACAGCACCACCUUCAGGCCAACUAUCCUCACCACUAAUAAAAUCAAUGUCCGGUUCUCACAAGCCACUCACGAUAACGAAUACAAGCGUUCGCUGGUAAAGACUCCAGCUCGUAUGUCUCCUCUCAUCCCUCUUACCUCCACUCCAGGGAGGAAAUCUGAUGUUCCUACCAAACCUGAUCUUCUUAAAAGUGUUGGUGCUAUCAAAACACCUGGAGUUACUCCAUUUGUUUUUAAUGGGAACAACAGUAUGUCAGUCACCCCUGGUGUCACCAAGAACACCACAUUUGACCUGAAGACCAGUCUCUCUCGUCCACUCACCUACAAACCACACAAAGGAAAACUGAAGCCUUUUGGAGCUCAACAGGAGAACACAGCACUUAAUAAAUCUGUUCACACUGAUUCUGGUGUGACUGUUCCUUCACACCAGAAAAACUAUAAACAGCACCAAGUUCAAACCAGAGAGGAACGACGUGCCAAGCACACAGAAGACCGAAAACAAAAGAAAGAGAAGAUGCUGGGUUCCAGGCGAGGUCUGGUCAUUGCCUAACUCCAGUGUUUUUACUGUUUUGCUAUCUUAGACUUUCACUGUACAUGU